Messenger RNA from Pseudopipra pipra, 3233 nucleotides. Its product is annotated as ankyrin repeat domain-containing protein 26-like. The transcript has 14 exons. NCBI's taxonomy places the organism in Eukaryota, Metazoa, Chordata, Aves, Passeriformes, Pipridae. Gene Ontology annotation, molecular function: protein binding. The coding region runs from base 159 to 2480 and encodes 773 amino acids. The record is from RefSeq and is a predicted model, not a curated record.
UGCUUUCUACCCUGUGCCCGUCCUUAUUGUCGUCCUUGUCCCCUUUGUCACCCUCCCCCUAAACCUCCCCCUCGUCCCAAUUCCUCAUCCCUACUUGGCUCCCGGCAGCCCGCCGGGGGCUUCUUGCACUCCUGCUGCUGGGAGCUCCAAGCAGGGCCAUGCCGUGGCUUCUGAGCAAGGAGCGGCGGCAGUCGCCCUCCAGCAGCAGCAGUGGGCAGCCCUGGGCUGCCACCAGCUCCAGCAGCGCCUCCCAGCUCCGGGAGCAGGGGCUGGGCAGGCUGCACCGCGCGGCCGCCCGCGGUGACCUGGGCUGGCUGAGGCGGUGGCGCUGGUACAUCAAGGUAGUCGGCAUCGACAGGCGAGACCAGGAGAUGCGGACACCUCUGCAUCUGGCUUCGGCCAAUGGCCAUGCAGAUGUCGUGAGAUAUCUGCUAAGAAAGAACAGCCAGCCCAACCUCGCUGACAGCUUCAAGAGAACGGCCCUGAUGAAGGCAGUCCAGCAGGAGCAGGAAGAAUGUGUUGCUGUUCUGCUGGAACACGGUGCCGACCCCAAUCUGGCAGACGCGGACGGCAACACUGCCCUUCACCUGGCUGUCCUCUCUAAAAAUACAGCUGUAGCAGGGCUGUUACUGGAGCAUCAUGCCAAGAAUGAUGCUCAGAACCAGUGGGGAUUUACCCCCUUGAAACUUGCAGCCUUGCAACAGCAUGAGGAGAUUGUGGAGUGCCUUGUGAGCAAAGCAGCUGACAGGCACGCUCAAGGCCAGGGGGAAAGGACUGCUCUUGUGGUUCCUGGAAGCCAUGAGGCUCACCUGGAGGAAGAUAAUCUGCGCUUCCAGGAGGAGUUGGACAGGGCUGACGCGGAGCUGCGGGAGGAGGAAGAAAAGCAUCUUCAGUCUGAGCAUCGCGUUUGUGACUUGAAGACUGCCUUGGAUGACAAGGGAAGAGAAGCAAUAACAUCUUCCCAGAAACUGCAGGACCUCCCGUUGGCAUCUUGCGAGACUAACAUGACUGUAAAACAACUGGAAGAAGAGGCGCAAGACUUUGCAAGUGAAAAGAGCAGAUUGGAAGGCACUGUCCAGCAGCCAAGCGAUGGCGUUGAAGCCCUUCCGAGAGCCCUGCAAGCCUCUGCCUCAGGUGGUGAACUUUCCCAGCAGCUGGACAUGGAGCCUAGAAGAGGCAUGCUGCUCGAGGCUCAAAAGCAGGCUUUGCAAGGAGAGCUGUCCAGUCUGCGUGGGAAGUGUGAAAACCUGGAGAAGAGCAAAUGUCAGCUGCAAGAAGAGGUGGCAGAACUCGCUCAUCAUUUGGAGACUUUGGUGCUGGAUGGCAGCCAAAGAGAAGAAUGUAGAAGAGACGUGGAGGAACGAGCUGACCAGGAAAGAAGUCAAAAGCUACAAGACGUCAGCCUCGUUUUGCAAGCACAGGCCCGAUUAGGACAAAUCAGAGACAGUCAUUGUGAUUCCGUGAGAAUCCAGUUGGAAGACAGAAUUAGAGGCCUCGAAAGUGAAUUGGACAGGGUAAAAAGAACCCAACAAGAGAGUGCUUCUCGUAAAGAAGCAACGCAGGCAGAAAUGACGAUGUACAAAGACCUGUAUCUGGAGGAAGUGAAAACCAGAAGAUGCCUAGCCAAGAAAGUGGAAAGGUUGGAAAAGCUUCUGAGGCUAGAGAGGAGGAAAGUCAGGCUUAAUGAAGAGAAAGAAAGCCAGCCCCAGCUGGAGGAAAUGAAGAAGAGUUAUUCUGAAAAGGUCAAGGAAGUUGACAGAUUACGAAGAGAGGUUGCUGAACUUUCCCAGCAGCUGGACAGGGAAUGUCAAAAGUGCACGCAGCUGGAAGCCAAAAAUCAAGAUUUGCAAGACGAACUGUCUACCCUGCGUGGGAAGUGCGAGAACCUGGAGAUGGACAAAUGCCAGCUGCAAGAAGAGCUGGCAAAACUCCGGCAUCAUUUGGAGACUGACUUGGUGGAUCGCAGCCAACUCGAACAAUGGAAAAAAGAGGUGGAAGAGCAAGCCGACCGGGAACUCAGACAAAAACUCCAGGAAGUCAAUGAGUUUUUGCAAGCACAGGCAGCCCACCAGGACACAUUAGAAAAAAUCCGAAGCAGUCAUCUGGACUCCCUGAAAAACCAGUUAGAAGAGAGAAUUAGAGAUCUUGACCGUGCACUGGGAAGGAUAAGAAGCAACCAAGCAGAAAGACCUUUUCAAAAAGAAUCCACCCAGGCAGAAGUGGAAAAGUAUAAAGAACUGUAUGUGGUGGAAGCAAAAAGCAGAAAAAGCCUAGCCAAGAGACUGGAAAGAGCUAAUGAGAGACUUGCAGAGGCCAACACCAAGCUCUUUUUGGAGCGCCACAGAAGCAGAUCUGCAGUCCCAAGCAGCGCCGUCAUCGGACACCUGGCUGCAAAUCCACUUCUGGAUUCAACUGGCCUGGGACGUCUUGGCACCGGUUUGGGACCGAGCAGAAGCCUGGGUCUCAGGCAUCUGUGGUAAAGUGGAAGACUUCUGGUCAUCAGGUUGCUGAACUUUCCCGGCAGCUGGAGAGGGAAUGUCAAAAGCGCACGCAGCUGGAAGCCACAAGUCAGGGUUUGCAAGACGAGCUGUCUAGCCUGCGUGGGAAGUGGGAAAACCUGGAGAAGAGCAAAUGCCAACUGCAAGAAGAGCUGGCAAAGCUCCAGCCUCAUUUGGAGACCAGUGUGGUGGAUGGCAGCCAGAUCAUGGCUAGGCUUGGCCAACGAAGAUUUGGAAGGGCUCUCCCCACAUUUGCUACAAGCGCGCUGGUGGCUAAAGAGGCCAAUGCGAGACAGUCAAGAUGGGUUGCAAAAGGCACAGCAGAAAGACUCCUUGGAUGGGAUCGGCAAGACACGAUUCUUUCUGCGUUGUCUUCUCUCUUCGAUGGUGAUCCUGCGUGCGUUCUCAAAGGAAGCAGCAGCGUUAGAGACAGUGUGUCUGCAGACCUCUCGAUUGGAGGCCAGAGUAGACCAGCGCUGGAGACCAAUGUGGCCAAGGCUGAGAUGUUGCUUCAGGGAGUCCUCGUGGCUCCUUUUGCGGGCUCCUCUCUUGCAGCAGCCAGUGGCAAGUUUGCCAUAGAUCACGAUCUUAGGGAGGCGGUAGUCCUCCAUCCUGGAGACGUGCCCUGCCCAACGCAGCCGUGUUCUCAGCAACAUGGCCUCAGUGCUGGUAAUUGCUGCCUGUUGUAGAACAGACGUAUUAGUUCCGUAAUCUGAGCAGCGGAUGUUUAGGAUU